Molecule: messenger RNA, 1893 nt
Organism: Seminavis robusta
Lineage: Eukaryota; Bacillariophyta; Bacillariophyceae; Naviculales; Naviculaceae
Source: the annotation of a GenBank genome assembly
UGGAAUAAUAUUUGGCAUUGAGGGUUUGAAGAUUAAUUGGAUCUUUGGUAGGUUGGCGUUGUGGUUGGCGAGCUUUCUCCAAAGUUGUUUGAGAUUGCGUAGCCCUUUUCUUUGGUUUUCUCAACGAGUCGAGUCAUUUGUUCUUUUCCUGGCACAAUCUAUUGUUUUUUUUUGACUGAAUAUUGAUUGCAGUCUGAACUCUCCUCCAUCAAAAUGACGGACGGCACGAAUCCUACUACUCAAGAGGAAUUGACAGAGCCUUUGCUCCCUCAAGGAGACGAUGUGGAAUCAAUUCCCCCCGAAGAUGUCUGUGCCACGACGGACAAUGACGACACCAAUAACGACGACACUGGUGACGGCGACAACACUACAGAGUUUUCCUUCCAGAACGAGGUUGCGGAAAUGGUCAACCUGGGCAUUCCCUUGGCGGUCAGCUUUUUCUGUCGAAUGGGAAUGGCGUCUACCGAUUCUGCCUUUGUGGGACACAUUCACAAUGGUGACAAUUCACCGGAAGUGUACUUGGCCGCCGCCGUCUUGUCGGACAUGAUGGUCACGCUCUGUAUCACUCCGCCAUUGGCAUUCAAUCAAAUUGUCAGUGCCUUGGUUGGACAGGCCAUGGGGUCCAACAAUCCCAAAAUGGCCGGCAUUUGGUUGCAACAAUCCAUGUUCUGGAUCGCCGUCACAAUGACGCCCUGUUUGGUCGGGUUGUUCUAUGUACAGCCCUGUUUGGAGUUGCUCGGAUUCUCGCAUGAAAUCAGUGAGGUGGCGGGACAAUAUGCCAAAUGGAAUCUACUCUGGCCCGUCCCGAAUGGACUCUACCAAUGCCUCCGAUUCUACUUUCAGGCGUGUGGUUUCCCACGUCCCGCCAUGUACAACAAUCUCGCAUUCUUGGGCAUUAACACACUCUUGAACUGGAUCUUUGUCUUUGGAGGACCCAUCCCGGGUUGGAAUGGAUUUGGAUUUAUUGGGGCUGCCAUUUCCUUGUCCAUUUCCAGAACCAUGCAAGGAGUCUGCUAUUUCAUUUACAUGUUCCUCAUCAAAGAACACCACAAACAUGCAUGGCCCGAUGCCGGAUGGUCUUUUACCCAUCAUACCCGAGAACGAACCUGGGAAUUCCUCAAACAAUCCUUGCCGAACGUAGGAACAUUACUCUUUCAGGCCGUGUCGUCGCAGGCCACCACAGUCUUGUUGGGACGGUUGGGAGAUGCCGCCAUUGCGGCGAGUUCGGCGUUGAGCACGGUGACGAUUCCCUGGAGUGGUACCAUGAGUGCCACGUGUGGUAUGGUCAGUGGCGUUCGUGUGGGGUAUCAUUUGGGGAGAGGGGAUGGUGAGGCGGCACGACGAGCGUCGUGGCUCAUGAUUCACUUUAUCACCGUCAUGUGCAUCUUGACAUCCAUUGUAUUUAUCCCACUCAAACGACAAAUUAUGAUGAUUGCAACCGACGACGACGAAGUCAUUGAUUUGGCGGUCAAGGUCGUCGCGGCCAUGUUGGUGGGAAACUACCUCAAUCUGCUGGUUGGUAACAUUACGUCCGUCUUUGGCGGACAGGGACGACCUUUGAUUGCUACGAUCUUGUCCUUUGGCCUCGAAUUGCCAACGUCCAUUGGUGGCAUGGCGAUUGUCAUUUUGGUACUACACGGCAAUCUUAUCGGUGUAUACUGGUGGAAUGCUAUUGCUGGUGGUAUUGAAGCCGUGAUUGUGGUGUGGCUCUUGACCCGAUCCAACUGGGCCAAGUGUGCCGACGAUACCCAACGGCGUCAGGAAGCAGACAGCAACGAAGAGGAGGAGGACGCCGCCACAGAACCGGAAUCAUCCUUGGAACGUCCAUCCGACGAAACUAGCAGCAGCGACGAGGGCGACAGCCCAGAAACUCCACUGAUAGAGCGAGUUUGA